AUUUAAAGCAAAAGCUGAGUAUGAUUUAAGAAGGGCUGCAAUCAAGAGAAAUUAUAAUAGACUAUCUACAAAUCUAAAUCUAGCGUCUUAAUAUAAUAACGUGAAAAUAAAAUACACUAAGAUUCUAGGUCUAGAUCUAGAAGGAAAAAAUGGGCAAAAUCAAAUGAGAAGGUUCAAAAUUCUUUUAUUUCGAAAUCAACCAAACAAUAACUUUUUAAAGUGAACCAAAAUAAGAAUACGACGGAGUAAACAGUAGGCCUACAGUCACUACUACUACAGUGCAAUAGCAGUAAGCCGAGGACACGAUUAUUUUAAUUUUAUCUUUUUUAGUUUACACCUGACAAUAGAUUCCUUUAUAAAGCUGAUUAAGCCAAAAAUUUAAAUGAUAAUUGCAGUAAAAUGGCUGGCCAACAAAUCACUUAUUGGAAGGAGAAUUUAUUUAUGUCAUAAAAAACCAAGUUCUACCUUGAGCAAAUAUCAUUUUUGGAAGCAUGAUUGGAAACUGAGCACGUGUCUGGAAAAAUGUAAUUUUUCUUUGCAUAAAGACAACAGAAGCUUCAACAGAAGACACUUGAGUACUUUACAACUUUUGAAAAGUUUUAAUACAACAUUUGUUAGAUUUCCUAUCAUCUAUCAAGCCAUGUCUACCAUACCACAUGGAGCCAACAGACUUGCACUGGAAAAAUCUCCAUAUUUGUUACAGCAUGCCCACAAUCCAGUUGACUGGUAUCCUUGGGGUGAUGAAGCUUUCAAGAAAGCUAAAGAAGAAAACAAGCCGAUCUUCUUAUCUGUUGGCUACUCAACCUGCCAUUGGUGCCAUGUGAUGGAGAGAGAAUCAUUUGAAAACCCUGAAAUUGGGGCCUUGUUGAAUAAACAUUUUGUUAGCAUCAAGGUUGACAGGGAAGAAAGGCCAGAUGUGGAUAAGGUCUAUAUGACAUUUGUACAGGCAACCACAGGAAGUGGAGGAUGGCCAAUGAGUGUCUGGCUGACCCCUGACCUCAAGCCCAUAGUAGGUGGCACUUACUUUCCUCCGGAGGACAGAUAUUACAACCAGCCUGGGUUCAAAUCUGUUUUAAAUAUCAUAACCCAACAGUGGCAGAAAAACCGUGAAGAAAUAGAAGGUCAGGGAACACAAAUUAUUGAUGUAAUGAUGCAGCAGUUGCAUGUGUCUGAUCAUAACCGUGGAGCGGUGCCAGCCAUUGAUACAGUCUUUAAGUGCUUUGAGCUACUGGACAAACAGUUUGACAAAGAUGAAGGAGGUUUUGGGAAAGCUCCUAAGUUUCCACAGCCAGUCAAUUUCAGCCUGUUGUUCCGUAUAUUCCAUCACGGUCCUAACAGCGAUGAAGGACUACAAGCCUUACACAUGUGUCUGCUGACUUUAAGAAAAAUGGCAGAUGGUGGCAUUCAUGAUCAUAUUUCUCAGGGUUUUCAUCGUUAUUCAACUGACAGGAUUUGGCACGUACCCCACUUUGAAAAAAUGUUGUACGAUCAGGGACAGCUCUCAGUUUCCUACUCAGAUGCUUAUCAGAUUACCAAAGAUGAUUUCUUUGCUGAAAUAGCUCGUGAUAUUUACUCUUAUGUUGAGAAAAAUUUGAGUCACCCUGAUGGUGGAUUUUACAGUGCAGAAGAUGCAGACUCUCUUCCUACCACCACAUCAAGUACAAAGAAAGAAGGUGCCUUUUGUGUUUGGGAGGAGGAAGAGAUACAGCGACACCUGUCUGACACAGUUUCUGAUGUUACAUUAGCUGAUGUUUUCUGUUUUUACUAUGGUAUCAAAGCAAGGGGAAAUGUUGACCCACUUCAAGAUCCACAUGAUGAGCUGAAAGGAAAAAAUGUUUUGAUUGUUUCGUCCUCCCUCGAGGAAGCAGCUUCCAAGUUUAACUUAACAGUGGACACAGUAAAAGAGGCAUUGGCCAAGUGUCAGAAAAUAUUACACUAUGUUAGACAAACCCGACCUAAACCACACCUGGACAAUAAAAUGGUAGCUGCCUGGAAUGGUCUGAUGCUGUCAGGAUUUGCCAGAGGAAGUCAAGCUCUGAAUGACCCAGCUCUUGCUGAGAGGGCAGCUAAAGCUGCACUUUUCUUGAAGAAAUAUUUGUUUGUUGCUGAACGGGGAAAUUUACUAAGGAGUUGUUAUACAUCAGAUAAUAAAGAUGUUGAGCAGAUUGCUGUCCCCAUUGAGGGCUAUGUUGAUGACUAUGCCUAUGUGAUUCGUGGUCUGUUGGACCUGUAUGAAAGCUGUUAUGAUGACCAGUGGCUGGAGUGGGCAGAAGAGCUGCAGACCAAACAAAAUCAGUUGUUCUGGGAUGAAGAAGAUGGCGGGUUUUUUUCUAGUCCACAGGGAGACAGGACAAUAGUCAUGAGGAUGAAAGAAGAUCAGGAUGGGGCUGAACCAAGCCCAAACUCUGUGUCUGCUGGCAAUCUGCUGCGCUUGUCAAUGAUGCUUGACAGAGAUGACUGGUUCAAGAUGGCUGAACGAAUUUUCAAAGUGUUUGCUCAAAGGAUUGAAAAAGUACCAGUUGCUGUCCCUGAACUUGUUUCAGCACUUUUGUUUUAUCACUCUUCCCCCAAACAGAUCAUUAUUGUGGGCAACAAGAAGAAUGAGGACACACAAGCUUUGAUACAGGCAGUCCACAAAUUGUACCUACCACACAAGGUCCUUUUGGUCACAGAUCUGGAUGACACCAGUUUCUUACGCAAGCGAAUUGAGGUCAUCAAAAAUAUGACAAAAACAAAUGAGAAGGCAGCGGCAUACGUCUGUCAGAACUUCACCUGUAAUCUUCCUGUGUAUACGUGUGAAGAUCUGCAAAAACUUUUAGAGAAACCUUGAAUGCUAUAUUGGGCUAAAAAACAAUAAAUGCCUGCUGCAUUUUCAAACAACUGAUGAGGAAAACUGUUUUGCAUAGUAGGAAUCUCAACAUUAGACUGAUAUUACUAUAUAUUUCAUGCAGAGGUGAUAUUAUAUUUUGUUCACAGAUUUGUGGAAAGGUGUUUGUAUACUAUCUGUUUGUAAUGUAUGUAUAUCCAGACUAAAAAAUAUAAUGAUUUGAUGUGUCAGGUAAGGUGUUUGUGUCAGCCUAGAGUACUACAGCACACUUUAUGCUUUGUUUUACAUGUAAUAAAAGAUUUCUUGAGAU
Messenger RNA from Physella acuta, 3137 nucleotides. RefSeq names its product spermatogenesis-associated protein 20. Gene Ontology annotation, biological process: carbohydrate metabolic process. The record is from RefSeq and is a predicted model, not a curated record. NCBI's taxonomy places the organism in Eukaryota, Metazoa, Mollusca, Gastropoda, Physidae.